Messenger RNA from Acanthosepion pharaonis, 3993 nucleotides. Lineage: Eukaryota; Metazoa; Mollusca; Cephalopoda; Sepiida; Sepiidae. The record is from the annotation of a GenBank genome assembly.
AUGUUAACUUCAUCUUUCCUUCCAUCAUUUUUCCUUCCUUCCUUCCUUCCUCUUUCCAUCCAUUAUUUUUCCUUCCUUCCUCUUUUCCUCCAUUAUUUUUCUUUCUUUCCUCUUUUCUCUGAUUGUUUUUCCUUCCUUCCAUUUUGUUCUAUUUUUCUUUCCUUCCUCUUCUCUUCCAUUAUUUUUCCUUCCUUCCUCUUUUCUUCUAUUAUUUUUCUUUCCUUCCUUUUGUCUUCUAUUUUCAUCUAUUUUUUGUUUCCCUCCUCUUUUCUUGUAUUAGUUUUUAUUUCAUUCCUUUUUCUUCUGUCAUUUUUCUUUCCUUUCAUUUUCUUCCUUUUUUCCAUUCCUUCCUCUUUUCUUUUAUUAUUUUUUCUUCCUUCCUCUUUUCUUUUAUCACUUUUCCUUCCUUCCUUUUUCUUCUAUUUCUCCUGCCUCUUUUCUUCUAUUUUUCAUUCCUUCCUCUUUCCUUCCAUUUUUCAUUCCUUCCUCUUUUUUUCUAUUUUUCCUUCUUUCCUAUUUUCUUCUAUUUUACAUUCCUUCCUCUUUUCUUUUAUUAUUUUUUCUUCCUUCCUCUUUUUCUUUUUAUCAUUUCUCCUGCCUCUUUUUUCCUUCCUCUUUUUUUCUUCCUUCCUUUUUUCUAUUUUCCUUCCUUCCUUUUUUUAUACUUUUAUAAUAUUUUUUCUUCUUCUUUUCUUUUAUUACUCGUUUCUUCUAUUUUUCCUUCUUUACUCUUUUCUUCCAUUAUUUUUCCUUCCUUCCUCUUUUCUACGAUUAUUUUUCUUUCCUUUCACUUUUUACUUUUUUGCCUCCAUUCCUUUUUUCCUUUAUUAUUUUUCCUUCCUUCCUAUGUUCUUCUAUUAUUUUCCCAUUCAUCUUUCCUCCCUUCUUCAUUUUUCCUUCCUUCCUAUAUUCUUCAAGUUUUCUUCCUCCCACUAUUCUUCUAUUUCUUCUUUCUUUGUUUCUUCUAUUUUCUUUUCACUUUUCUUCUAUUUUUUAUACCUUACUGUUUCCAUCCAUUAUUUUUCUUUCUUUACUGUUUCCUUCCAUUAUUUUAAUUUCCUUCUUAUUUUCUUUUUUUUCUUCCUUCGUCUUUUCUUCUCUUAUUUUCCCUUCCUUCCUCUUCUCUUCAAUUAUUUUCCUUCCUUCCUCUUUUCUUCUAUUUUCCUUCCUUCCCCUUUUCCUCUAUUUCUUCCUUCCUUUUUUCUUGUAUCUUUCCUUUAUUCCUGUUUUCCACUAUUAUUUAUUCUUUCCUUCCGCUUUUCUUCAAUGUUUCAUUCCUUCCGCUUUUCUUCAAUGUUUCAUUCCUUCCUCUUUCCUUCCAUUUUUUUUUUUUUCCAUUUUCCUCUUUUCUUUUUAUUAUUUUUCCUUCCUUUUUUCAUUUUUCAUCUUUCUUGCCUCUUUUUUAUCUAUUUUUCCUUCCUUCCUCUUUUCAUCUAUUUUUUAUUUCUUAGUCUUUUCUUCUACGUUUCCUUUCUUCAUUCCUUCCUCAUUUCUUCUAUUUUUCAUUCCUUCCGCUUUUCUCCUAUGUUUCCUUCUUCCUUCCUCUUUUCUUCUAUUUUUUGUUCCUUCCUCUUUCCUUCUAUUUUACAUUCCUUCCUCUUUUUUUCUAUUUUUCAUUCCUUCAUCUUUUCUUCUAUUUUUCCUUUCUUCCUUCCUCUUUUCUUCUAUUUUUUCAUUUUCCUUCCUUCCAUUUUUCAUUUCCUUUUUUCUAUUUUUUCCUUCUUCUUUUCUUCUAUUUUUCCUUUCUUCCUUCCUCUUUUUUCUAUUUUUCAUUCCUUCCUCUUUCCUUCUAUUUUUCCUUCUUCUUUUCUUCUAUUUUUCCUUUCUUCCUUCCUCUUUUUUUCUAUUUUUCAUUCCUUCCUCUUUCCUUCCAUUUUACAUUCCUUCCUCUUUUUUUCUAUUUUUCCUUCCUUCCUCUUUUCUUCUAUUUUUCAUUCUUUCGUCUUUUCUUCUAUGUUUCCUUUCUUGCUUUCUCUUUUCUUCUAUUUUUCAUUCCUUCCCCUUUCCCUCUACUUCUUCCUUCCUUUUUUCUUGUAUCUUUCCUUCAUUCCUGUUUUCCACUAUUAUUUAUUCUUUCCUUCUUCUUUUCUUCUAUUUUUCAUUCCUUCCGCUUUUCUUCAAUGUUUCAUUCCUUCCUCUUUUCAUCUAUUUUUCAUUCCUUCGUCUUUUCUUCUAUUUUUACUUCUUCCUUCCAUUUUUGUUCUAUUUUUCAUUCCUUCCUCUUUUCUUCUAUUUUUCAUUCCUUCCUCUUUUCUUCUAUUUUUCAUUCCUUCCGCUUUUCUCCUAUGUUUCCUUCUUCCUUCCUCUUUUCUUCUAUUUUUCAUUCCUUCCGCUUUUCUCCUAUGUUUCCUUCUUCCUUCCUCUUUUCUUCUAUUUUUUGUUCCUUCCUCUUUCCUUCUAUUUUACAUUCCUUCCUCUUUUUUUCUAUUUUUCAUUCCUUCAUCUUUUCUUCUAUUUUUCCUUUCUUCCUUCCUCUUUUCUUCUAUUUUUCAUUCCUUCCGCUUUUCUCCUAUGUUUCCUUCUUCCUUCCUCUUUUCUUCUAUUUUUCAUUCCUUCCUCUUUUCUUCUAUUUUUUCUUCCUCUUUUAUUCUAUUUGUCAUUCCUUCCUCUUUUCUUCUAUGUUUCCUUUCUUCCUUCCUCUUUUCUUCUAUGUUUCCUUUCUUCUUUCCUCUUUUCUUCUAUUUUUCCUUCCUUCAUCUUUUCUUCUAUUUUUCUUCUUCCUCAUUUCUUGUAGUUUUUUCUUUCCUUCCCUUUUUCUUUUAUUUUUCUUCCUUCCUCUUUCUUUCUAUUUUUCUUUCCUUCCUCUUCUUUAUGAUUUAUUCUUUAGAAGAAUUUCACGCAGGUUUUCACGUUCCUUUCUCUUGUUUUCACGCUAAUUUCUCUUCGUUUCUCGUUCCUUUCUCUUUAGUUUUCACGUUUCUUUCUCUUGUUUUCACGUUCCUCUCUUUAGUUUUCUCCUUCCUUUCACUCGUUUUCACGUUCCUUUCUCUAGUUUUUACGUACCUUUCUCUUUCCUUUUCGUUUUCACGUUACUUUCUCUUCGUUUCUCGUUCCUUUCUCUUGUUUUCACGUUACUUUCUUUCGUUUCUCGCUCCUUUCUCUUUAGUUUUCACGUUUCUUUCUCUUGUUUCCACGUUCCUUUCUCUCGUUUUCUCCUUCCUUUCUCUCGUUUUCACGUUCCUUUCUCUAGUUUUCACGUUCCUCUCUUUCGUUUUCUCGUUUCUUUCUCUCGUUUUCACGUUCCUUUCUCUCGUUUUCACGUUCCUUUCUCUAGUUUUCACGUUCCUCUCUUUUGUUUUCUCGUUUCUUUCUCUCGUUUUCACGUUCCUUUCUCUUCUUUUCUCGUUUCAGUCCCUUGUUUCUUUCUUUCGUUUUUUCUUUCUUUCUCUUCUUUUCUCGUUACAUCUUCCUAAUUUUUCUUUUUACUCACUUUUUGUUUUUUCGUUGCUUUCUCUCUUUUUUCACGUUCCAUUCCCUUGUUUUCACAUAUCCUGCUUUUGUUUUCUCGUUCUUUUACUUGUUUUCUCGUUCCUUUCUCGUGUUUUCUCGUUCUUCUCUCUUGUUUUCUCAUCCGUUCUCUUGUUUUCUCGUUUCUUUCUCUCGUUUUCACGUUCUUUUAUCUGGUUUUCUCGUUUCAGACCGUUGUUUUUUCGUUUCUUUCUCACGCAUUUUUCUUUUUGUUCUUUCUCUCGUUUUCUUGUUACUUUUUCGUGUUUUUUUUUAAAUUUGAUUCAUUCUUUUAUUUAUUAUUAUUCACUUUUCAAAAUAUUUCUCUUGAGAAUAUUUCUUUCUACUCCCUUUUUCAGACACUCUCUCAUAAGCUCUUUUCACUUUACCCUUCGGGCCACGGCACUGACACCAACCCGUUCACGUAGGUAUGGGUCAUUCCUCGCAUUUCACAAGUCCCCAGGCCCUUCUCUUUUGCGAGCGGACGAUCUACGAACCAGACUGUCAUUGCUCCCAGCUGAGAAAACGAAGCAGAAAUUCUACUGA